AAAUAUUUUUUGCUUUUUGUUUUGAGUUACAGAGAACUGCGAAUGAUGACAUAGCGGGCUGAGAUUCGCAGUAUGCUACUUGGUCACUUUAUAGAAUGGGUCAAUCUUUGCAAGCAUCUAAAAAUGAAGAGUUGGAGUGUUGAAUAUUCCUGUGGGGGAAUACGAGCAGUCACUUAAAAAACUUAGAGAAAAGAUAAUUAUUGAUACUAAUAAAAUAUGAAUGAAUGACCUAUUGCUAAUUCCCAUAUUGGGAAUUCAAGCGAUGCCUAAAACGUGGCAGUCGGCUGAAACACCUUACAAAUAUACCGUUAUCCUGUGUUGACAGCUUUCUGUUGUGGCGUAUUUUGAGUCUACAAUUCUGAAAUGUACAUAUAGGCGAAGAAGUUCGUUGUAAGAGGAAGAGAAAUGCGCGGGGAGCAUAAGACCGUAGACACAGGAUAUUCGAAGAUGUUUUGAUUCCCUUUGUGAGCCAUUGUUUCCUGUAAUCACUCAGCAUGAACAGAAACUGGUGGCUAACAUUUAUUGCAGUUUUAGCCUUAACGACAUGGACGCGAUUUUACAAAGUUACAGAGCCAGAUCAUGUUUGCUGGGAUGAAACACACUUUGGAAAAAUGGGAAGCUGGUACAUUAAUAGGACAUUUUUCUUUGAUGUGCAUCCCCCACUUGGAAAGAUGUUAAUUGCUCUCUCAGGCUAUCUGACUGGAUAUGACGGAACAUUUCCCUUUGAGAAACCUGGUGACAAAUAUGAAAACGUGAAUUACACGGGAAUGCGUGUGUUUUGCACAUUCCUGGGUGCCUGCAUUGUCCCCUUUGCCUUCAUCAUUGUAUGGGAACUGACACACUCCUUAAAGGCUGCAACUUUUUCAGCCUCUUUUAUUUUGUAUGAUGUUGGGAUUCUCACUCUUACACAGUAUAUAUUAUUAGACCCAAUUCUACUACAUUUUGUUAUGGGGUCUGUUCUUGGAAUGGUCAAAUUCCAUUCAUAUAGAGACAGACCUUUUACAUUGCGUUGGUGGCUGUGGCUGAUGUUUACUGGCAGUAUGCUUGCUUGUGCCAUCAGUGUGAAGUUUGUUGGUCUUUUUGUUGUGAUUCUUGUUGGUUUGCAUACUACUGCUGAAUUGUGGGAGGUAUUGGGUGACCUUUCAAAGCCAGUGGUAUAUACAGUGAAACAUUUCCUAGCUCGGGCUUUGUGUCUUAUACUACUACCAGCCCUUCUGUAUAUGCUCUUUUUCUACAUCCAUUUGGUAGUUCUUAGAAAAAGCGGUAAUGGUGAUGGAUUUUAUAGUUCAGCAUUCCAGUCACAGCUUGAAGGGAAUUCACUGUACAACGCAAGUAUGCCCAGAGAGGUUGCAUACGGAGCUAUCAUUACACUGAAGAACCAUCGUACAGGUGGUGGAUACCUUCACUCACAUUGGCAUCUUUAUCCAGAAGGUGUAGGUGCACGCCAACAGCAGGUUACAACAUAUACCCACAAGGAUGACAACAAUCAUUUUCGUAUAAAAAAAUAUAACUCUGAGUAUGAUGAAAAUAGUGAUGUGGAAUUUGUGAAGCAUGGUGAUGCUGUUAGGCUUGAACAUGUCACAACACGAAGAAACCUUCAUUCUCAUAAAGAACCAGCACCAGUGUCAAAAAAACAUUAUCAGGUCACUGGUUAUGGGGAGAAUGGAACUGGUGAUGCCAAUGAUGUCUGGAAAGUUUUAAUUAUAAAUGGAAAGGAUGGUGAUGUAGUCACAGCAGUUUCACACCAACUCCGAUUUGUGCAUUACUUGCAGCAUUGUGUACUCACAUCAAGUGGAAAACAGCUCCCCAAAUGGGCAUAUGAGCAACAGGAAGUUUCAUGUAACCCAAAUAUGCGAGACAAGAAUGCUGUGUGGAACGUGGAAGACAACAUCUUCUCUAAAUUGCCCAAAGUGAGCUUUGAAGUAUAUGCACCCAGUUUCAUUGAACGCUUUCUUGAAUCUCAUGCAGUAAUGCUACAGGGUAAUGCUGGCCUAAAACCAAAAGAAGGUGAAGUAACUUCGAGACCAUGGCAAUGGCCAAUAAAUUACAGGGGGCAGUUUUUCUCUGGAAGCAACUAUCGGAUUUAUCUCCUGGGGAACCCUGUCAUAUGGUGGUCAAAUUUGAUAUUUCUUGCAGCUUUUCUAAUAGUAUUCAUUUACAAUUCCGUGAAAUGGCAAAGGGGCUAUAAAGACCCUCCUGAAGUUAAAGAAGCAAAAGACAGAAUGGCAAGUGCUUGCGGAUGGCUGUUUUUAGGUUGGUUUUUACACUAUGUACCAUUCUGGGCUAUGGGUCGAGUACUCUACUUUCAUCACUAUUUCCCAGCACUGCUCUUCAGUUCUAUGCUGACAGGUGUAAUUUUGGAUUACUUGCUGGAAAGUCUACCGUUGUUACUUCCAGCAAUGUGGGCUCAUAUGUUCUACCAUUGGUCUGUUGGAGUUGUUUUCUCAAGUUUGGUGUACAGUUUUUACCUGUUUUCGCCGCUGGCAUAUGGUAUGUCUGGACCAUCAGCAUCGGACCCUAAUAGCACAAUGUAUGGUCUGAAAUGGCUUGAAUCUUGGGAAUUUUAGUGAAGAGAAAAGCAGCCUGUGAAAAGAAAAUGCCAGGGAACAUAAGAAGAAGACUGAAACUAAUUCUGCUGGCUGCAGUCUAUUAAAUUAUUUUGGAGACUUCCCAGAAUUCUUGCAAUAAAACAUGAUUCAAGCAAAUUUACUAUGACUGCUUGUGAGACUGAACCUUUCAUGUUUGCAGAGUAUUUAUAUUUAAUUAUGUACCCUUACUCUGUAUGUUUACUUAUUUUGUUCCGUCCUUCAGAUUGAUACAAUAAUUUAAAUGAUGUAGUCAUUGCUUAGCGGACACGGAGACAAUGUAAAAAUGCGGUGAAGCUACUUACAUUUGUUAAAUGCGAUAUUAUAUCAUCUAAUACUCCCCUAUGUUUAUUUACUCUUGUUUUUGUCUUAUUGUUCUGCUUGGUCACUUAAACAGAUGUGCUUUCAUUUGUAUUAU
This is a messenger RNA of Schistocerca serialis cubense, 3003 nucleotides long. RefSeq names its product protein O-mannosyl-transferase 2 (gene twisted). Gene Ontology annotation, molecular function: dolichyl-phosphate-mannose-protein mannosyltransferase activity. Gene Ontology annotation, cellular component: membrane; endoplasmic reticulum. The transcript is spliced from 19 exons. Gene Ontology annotation, biological process: protein O-linked glycosylation via mannose. The coding region runs from base 495 to 2567 and encodes 690 amino acids. Lineage: Eukaryota; Metazoa; Arthropoda; Insecta; Orthoptera; Acrididae. The record is from RefSeq and is a predicted model, not a curated record.